Prorocentrum cordatum is the source of this 1555-nucleotide messenger RNA. The record is from the annotation of a GenBank genome assembly. Lineage: Eukaryota; Dinophyceae; Prorocentrales; Prorocentraceae.
GUGCGAGAGAGAUCCGUAUCCAUUUUGGCUCAAGGGUUGGCUCAAGCUCCGGGCUGGGGAGUCCGGGGCAGGCGCCUGCGCACGGCUCUCACAUUGGGCCGUGCAUCCCCCUGCCCUUCCCGCGGCGCCUCAUGCCGCCGGUGCAUGUGCGCUGAGCCUGGGACGUCGCCGGCUGCCGGCUUCUGGCGCAUCGGCAGCAGGCGGGACCCGCUGGGCUCGGCUCUGCGCACACUGCGCCUCCGUCUCCCUCAGGAGCCUGGCGCGCUGUGUGGGUUCCCGACGCUAUGGGGGUCUACCUUGGCCCAUUGCCAACUUGCACAGCAGGCCCCAGCGGGCCUACUGCAUCGGGAGCGCGCCCUGGCGAUGCACUGGGUACCCCAUUGCGCCCGCAUCUGGGCUGCCAACGGCUGCGCCUACCGAAACAGCAACUGAGGGCACAGCGACAAUGGCAGCAGUCAGUGCAACACUGGCCGCCCCCGUCACAGACUCCAGGCCAGCGGACUCUGGUGCAGAGCGCGGCGGCGACGCUGGCGCAGACUCCGCCGGCCUUGGGGGCCACGCUGCCACCAGUGGGUACGCCUGCGGCGGCGGACAGCCUGGCUUAGCGGCGCCGAUGCGCCCGCGAACCGGCUCUGGCGACCUCGCCAGCAAUCCUGGGCCACUGCUGGAGCUCCCGCUGUUCCCUUCGCUGGACGAGGUGAAGAUCGAGCAGGAGCAGGAGGAGCCUGGCCAGGAUGAGGCCGAGCAGCAUGAGGAUGAGGAGGAGCCUGAGCAAGUUAUGUGUGCGCAGGCCUGGCUGACGUGCUAUGGCGAGCAAGGGUUCGCCACGCUACCCUUUUUCCCCGAGGUCGACAGUAACGACGCGUACCACGGCGACGUCAUCAUGAUCAAAGUGCAUGCGGUUUCCACCUGGAAGCAUGUUGAGUGCAUUGCCAUACGUUUGGCACUGCGGCUGCAAACCGCUGAGAACGGGAUUCGGGUUGCCACCAUAUCAGCUGGUGGUAUGCAGAGCAUGUCGAUUGACCGCGACAGUAAGGUGCUGACUGUGAUGGAGGUCCUGGGCAGUGACGACCAGGUCCUCGUUCUUCCCAAAUGCUGUGAGCAUCAACGGGGAAAAGUAGAAAUCGUGCGCUGCUGGUGACUAUCUUGCGUGAGGUGUCGUCGUCCGCCUGAGGUUUGAUUGCGCCUGAAUGUUGAGUGAGGCCUUACUCUCUUAGCAUGCAUUGUGCUGCUUAGCUUCACGCGUCUUGAGCUUUGUUUAAGCAGCCAGAAUCGUCGUAACGCUUCUGGCCAGGUCCCGGGGCCGACUCUUUGUCCUCGUUGCCGGCCAGGCGUGGCUCUUAAAGUGGACGCGGGGUGGCCGUUGUUUUUCACGCGGUCGCUGCGGUUGGAUUCGGCUCGACGGUCUCGCCGUCCCCUGAGGCUGCCGAGGCGUGGCUUCACUGAACGCCGUCGCCUGACUAGUAAAAGCAUAUUAGCCCCCGUUUUUGGCCAGAAGGGCCUUUUUGGAUUCUCCGUUUUUGAGACGUUUCGCACAACCUUUGCUUCAUAACAG